Lachancea meyersii CBS 8951 is the source of this 1854-nucleotide messenger RNA. Lineage: Eukaryota; Fungi; Ascomycota; Saccharomycetes; Saccharomycetales; Saccharomycetaceae. The record is from the annotation of a GenBank genome assembly.
AUGGGUAAAUCGAAAAGAAGAUCUAAAGCAUCUCGCUUUCAAUCUGCUCCUCUAGGCAAACGAGACAAAUCUAGUCUUAACGAUGAGGCGAUGAGCGUCAAGAAAAUCCAACCACUUCUCAAGCAGCUCCAAAGUGCGGUACCAAAUGAUAGAAGCAUGGCACUGGGCAGCGUUGUGGUUCUUUGUGAAGACCCUUACAUGCGCAAACUCUUUCUGAGAGAAAAAUUGGUCCAUUUGGUAAUGACCAAGCUGCUUACUGACGAUAAUAUGGAUAUUGUGGUGGAAGCACACGGACUUUUGAGGAAUCUGGCUCUAGAGGAGGGCUACGAUGUGUGUGCUUUCUUGUGGAGAUCCGAUAUCUGGAAAAGUCUGACCUCUGGGUUCGCUAAAGUACAGAAGUCCAUGGAGUGGCUGGCAUCGAAUACGCCAUCCAAGAAGGAGCCCACUCGUCAACUUUUCGAUUUUGGAGACAACUUGCUCUCUCUGCUUGUUGCUCUGGCCAAUGGGUGUGAUUUCAUCCUAAAGGACGUGCUGGAAACGGGCAAAUUGCAGGAAAUUUUUGCCGUCUUGCGCAUUAUCUUGGAGUAUGGCCUAAUCGAAAAAGAGGGCAAAGUCAGUUUAAGAAUAUCGACAUCUUUGUUCAAUUCUUCUCUGGAUCUUUUGUACGACCUGAGCUCCGAAUCGCUGGACUUCAUAGACGCAGUUACUGCCGAUUCGUUCCUAUCAGAAUUUGUGAAAGCGCUUCCAAAUAUGCAGUUGACAUCUGCCAAUGAACUGACAGUUGUGUUGAUACAGGGUAUCUUUUUACAAUUUUUGGACCUCGACGUAACUGCAGAGCAGGCCAAUGCCAUAAUAGUCAAAGCAUGCUCCACAAUCGAGCAUAUCAACUUGGAUCAGAUGAAAAAAUUCUUGUCCAACGCAGAUAUCGAUAAUGAGCUGAAAGAUUCCUCUAAUGAUCAAGUUUCUGGGAAAAUCAAAGAAUUCACCAAGCAGCGAACCUUAGCCACCAUGCACUUGCAGAGUAUCGAGGUUACGCUUGAUAUUAUUACAGCAUCUUUAGAGUUGAUUGCUGCAAAGGCCGAGGCACAGGACGAGCUAAUCAACGAGGAGCUCAUACGAACCUUGACCGUCUCACUCCCAGUGGUUUUUCAAUCGUUAACGAACGAUUUUAAGGCACGCGUCCUGAUCGCUUGGAACAACAUGCUGUGGCUAUACUUGACACUACAAAUCAACUUUCUAGAGCUUCCUAAUGACCUGUGGCUACACCUGUGGAAGUCAUUGUCUGUAGCAGGACUCGAGCAAGAUAACGACUUCAGUCUAAGGCUAGGCAGGCUGGGAGUGAUGUGGGCGUUCUUGAAAACCGUUCAACUACAGGAAUCACAAGAAUCUUAUUUGACACAAUUAAAAUGUGACGAUGUCAAUUUCGUGAACUCAAUUAUAACGCAGUACAGUGCAAUCGAUGGCCUUGAGAUGAACGAAACACAGGAGUUAAGGCAAAGAUGCUGUGGAAUUCUCGGGUGCCUUGCCAUGCUUCCAAACCACAUCGAACUCAACCGCCAAACUGGACAAUUCUUGAUAGAACAAUUAGCCAGCGAUAAAACGACCGCCUCUACUCUAGUCGAUAUUUGCGAUGUGGUUAUCGAAAUUUAUGCAGAUGCCAACUUCGAUUAUGAUGAAGAAGUUUUUGUAAAAGGUGGAUUUGCCCAAGUUCUGCAAAACAACGUACAGCCGAACCUCAAGCAGGUCUUCAAGUUUGUGGACAAGAACAAGGAUUUCGAACUGAAAGAGAAAUGUCAACAGACCCUCAACACCCUGGACCGUUUUAUCGACUACAAGAAAACAGAGCGUGGGUAA